Molecule: messenger RNA, 4752 nt
Organism: Salmo salar (Atlantic salmon)
Lineage: Eukaryota; Metazoa; Chordata; Actinopteri; Salmoniformes; Salmonidae
Product: semaphorin-4G
Biological process (GO): axon guidance; positive regulation of cell migration; semaphorin-plexin signaling pathway
Cellular component (GO): plasma membrane
Molecular function (GO): semaphorin receptor binding; chemorepellent activity
Source: RefSeq, a predicted model, not a curated record
AGAGAGACCGGUGUUGGUACUAGAACAGACAUAUGCAUGCACAACACGCUGGUUUGACAGAGCAGAGGCUGGCAUAUGCGCGCUGGACUGCGCACCACUCCAACACCACGCGGGGACUCACAAAUAAUUAUUCUAUAGAAGAGUAUUCUCUAGUUUCGUAGAACAUUUGCAAGAGUGAGCCUUCCUACAGACAGAGGAUGACCUAGAAGCCACCACUGCUGAGCCCAACAGAGGAUAAUAUCACUCUUGUGUGUGUAAGCAACAAGGUGUGUGACAGCAUCCAGGGCUCCACCUGCACCCAGGUCAGCCUGGCAAACAUGGGGGACCACGUCACACUGCUGCCCCCCUUCCUACAGCUGCUCCUCUGUAGCCUGUCAGGGGUAUGGGGGUUCCCCUUCGGCCCUGUCCUUGACGUCACCCCCAGGACCACGGUGCUUUACCAAGGCUUGCUGGGUUGCCAGCGGUUCAGCAGCCCAUCUCAGAACUACAGCACACUGCUACUGGAGGAGGACAAUGGGGUGCUGUAUGUAGGGGCCAGGGGGGCUCUCUACGCCCUGGACACCACCAACAUCUCUACACCUGGCAAUCUCACGAUUGAUUGGGAAGCUUCGGCAGAGCAGAAGAAGCAGUGUCUCAACAAAGGAAAAGACAAUCAGACAGAUUGUUACAAUCACAUCCGCUUCCUGCAGAGGUACAAUGAGACUCACCUGUACGUGUGUGGCACGCACGCCUUCAGGCCCCUCUGUGCUUACAUAGAUGUGGAACGCUUCACUUUCUCCUCUAGCUUCGAAGAGGGCAGGGACAGGUGUCCCUACGACCCAGCCAAGGGCUACACCGGCCUCCUUGUGGAUGGUGACAUGUUCUCCGCCUCCCAGUAUGAGUUCCGCAGCUCUCCGGAUGUCCGUCGGAACUUCCCCUUCCCCACUCUGAGGACAGAGGAGGCCCCCACCAGAUGGCUGCUGGAGGCGGACUUUGUGGGCUCGGUGCUGCUGAAGGAGAGUGUCAACAGCUCAGUGGGCGACGACGACAAGAUCUACUUCUUCUUCACGGAGAGGAGUCAGGAGCAGAUGGCCUACCCCAGCCAGACCAGGGUGGCACGGGUUGCCCGCAUCUGCAAGGGUGACUGGGGGGGCCAGAGGACCUUGCAGAGGAAGUGGACGUCCUUCCUGAAGGCCAGGCUGGUGUGCUCCGUUCCUGACUACGAGCUCCACCUCAAUGUGCUGCGUAGCGUCUUCGUACUGGAGGGCCCAGACGUACACAGCACCGUCUUCUACGGGAUCUUUGGCCUGGAAUGGAAAAAUAUCAAGGCAUCUGCGGUGUGCCAGUACUCCUUCACAGAUAUUCAGAGGGCCUUCGAGGGGCCUUACAUGGAGGUGCAAGAUUACAAAUGGAGGGAAUAUACAGGGAAGGUUCCAGUACCAAGACCUGGCUCGUGUAUUACAGACAUGCACAGGUCCCAGGGCAUUAACUCGUCCCGUGACCUCCCAGACAACGUGUUAGCCUUUGCGAUGCAGCACCCCCUGAUGUCCACCCAGGUCCACCCCAUAGGAGAGCACCCCCUACUGUUCAAGAGAAGUGUCAAUUACGUAAAGAUGGCGGUGCACAGGGUGGCAGCCCUGGACGGACACGUCUACACAGUGCUCUUCUUGGGAACUGAUGAGGGUUGGUUGCACAGGGCUGUGGCGAUAGGAGGUCAAAUGCACAUCAUAGAGGAGCUGCAGCUGUUUGUGAACCCUCAGCCUAUAGACAACAUGGUCAUCUCGCAGGCACAGGGAAGUAUCUAUGUGGCCUCAAACUCUGCAGUGCUCCAGGUCCCCUUGUCCUCCUGCCAGCGCUACGCGUCCUGUUUCGACUGUGUUUUUGCCCGGGACCCCUUCUGUGCCUGGGACGGGGCGCUGUGUGUGAAAAUUUCCUCACACACAAACAGGUCCAAUCUAACCCAGGAUAUACAGGGAGGGAAAAGAGGAUGUGACAACAGCACAGGAGCUGUCCACCGCAGGCGUACAGUGAUGUCUGGGGACGAUGUCCUCCUCCAUUGCGAUCUGCGCUCCAACCUGGCCACUCCACGCUGGACCCUGGAUGGCCACCAGCUCCAGGGCUACGGCCUCGACUCGGGCCAUCGUGUGGGCACCGACGGCCUGCUCCUCAUCUCCGCCCGGCCCGACCAGAGCGGAGACUAUCGCUGCUACGCCGUGGAGAACGACGUGUGGGUACCAGUGAGGAUGUACACUGUGAGGGUGCACCCUGACCUGCCUUUCCUUGUGGGGCCAACAGUCGUGACGGACACUUUAUCAACCACCGCCCCACCAACCCCUUCCCUUCCCCCCAGCAGCCCCACCGAGCAGCCCCUGCCCUCCCUGCUGGCUCCCCUCCCCCCUGGACCCAAGUUCCAGACCUACAGACAUAUGGAGGCCAUGUAUAUCUCCCUGGUGGCCGUGCUGGGCGGGCUGUGCCUGGUGCUAACCGUAGUGCUGCUCUACGUCAGCUUCUGCAGCCGGGGGCCAUACCAGGGCUGCAAGUACUCCCAGCAGGGGCUGCCCGAGUCGGGGGCCACAGCCGAGAGGAAGAGGAGCUCCCACCUGGAGCUCAAGACCAUCUCCAGCCACUGCAACGGCAGGCAGGAAAGCAAGCGCGGACGCCACUCCCUGUCGGUAUCCAACAUGGGUGAUGGCUUCCUCCAGAUCGUGCCCGCAGAAGGAUCUCGAGGGAAAUCGCCGCCCCCUCCCGCUCCGCCACUCCCAAUGCCACCACCCCUGCCCUCCUCGGAGUACGCGUCGUCAGAGUACACCAACGGGAUGUCGGCGACAUUACCCAGCGUCCUACGCAAGAUGAAUGGCAACAGCUACGUGCUGCUGAGGCAGACGACGGACCCCGAGGGGAGCACGUCUCCCCUCUACCACUCGUUCACCGAAGAGCUCAACCGCAUCCUGGAGAAGAGGAAGCACACGCAACUGGACCCCCAGGCGACAGACGAGAGCUCCGUCUAGCCCCACCUUGAGCUCUUUCCCUUUGAUCUGUUUAUUGGUUUAACCCAACUACAAAAGAGUGCCCCCAAGAGGCAGGGAGGUCUAACUUGUAUUAUACUGCUUUAGUUUACCCAGUGCCAAAGCGACCUGUGGGAGUAUUCAUACCUUAAACCCAAUGUGCAACUUCCUGUGACUCGAGACAAGUGGCCCACCCACAUAAUUUCACUAUUGAACAUUGGAAUAAAGAGGACUUUUUGACUUUCCCCUAACUGGAGCAGUCAUGUAUAUAGUCAUGGUAUCCAUUUUGGACACACACUGUACUAGUACAUGGACCCUUUGAUGGACUUUCAAGCAAAUACAUGAUACAUACACAAGUUAGUUACAAUCCUACCUCAGACGCUAACCCUAUUGUGGAAGCUGGUCAAUUAUGAUAAGGUUCAGUGCUGGUCAAGUCAGCUGACAUACUGACAGAGAGUGCUGUGGUGCAUCGUGGGACAAGGGACACAGACUCGCAAUGAGAGUCCAGGUCAUAUGACCAAUGACCAUGAAGUAAGAUGGUAAUGAGUUCGACUGAGGAACUAUUCAAGCCUGUAUGAACAUUAUAGACGACCUUCGGAACUAUUGAGUUUAGACAACGAUGGCUACUGUAGUUUAGUGCCAUACAGUGUACAUAUAUGAUGGCUCUUAAAGACCCAGGCCUACUGAACCUCACGAGAGCACAGAUGAUUGGACAAAUAAUACAUUUCAGUCAUAACUCAAUAACACACACUUAUCUUUGUUUCCUUUUGUUCUCAUGUAAAUAGCAAUUAUAUUUCUGUGGCAGCCAUCAGUAGCAACUUUGGAAAUACUGGCAAUUUAAAUGGUUUUAGGUAAACCAAAUAUAAUUGUUGUUGUUGUUGCAUCUUUGUGUUGUUAGCAUCUGACUGUGUCAGAGGGGUAAAACUGCAGUAUUAUAGAUAGACAGCAGGCUUCAUCUAAGCUUGGCCGGAUUAACACUAUCAUUGAAGAAUGAAGACUAUCAUGAAGGACUGAUCUCUGGUCAGAUUGAUCAGAGAAGCUGAGUGAUGAUGAUGUUGAUGAUGAUAACGAAGAUGGUGGGACCUGAUUGCCAGGAAUGUGUGAGCCCAACAGGAGACCAGAGAGCAAAGAUAUACAAGGAGAUGGAGAAGCUGGUGAAAGGAAGAUGAAGUGUGUGAGGAACCCUGAUGAUCUGAGCCAGUGUCUGCUCAAGAUACACCAAAGGACAAUCAGUGUGUACAAUCUCCAUGGGCAGUAAACUUGGAUGCGGUUAUGGAUAUUGUACUGUACUUGCUACUUAUGGUCAAAUGGCAAACAUGCUGGCUGCUACACUCAAAACACACCUCCAGUAUACUGUAUACCUCCAGUACACACCUCCAGUAUACUGCAUGUCCCCAUAAACAUUUGGAACACUAAUUUCAACAAACAUACGCACUCACAUCAUACAGACAUGACAACAUUCAAGUCGAGGUUUAGAUAUUAACUCUACGUCACCUACAGAAUACAUUUGAGUGAACAAUGACUAAAAGACGCAUUUGCACUAUACCUCUUCUGAGGACUUAUUUGCUCUGUACAUAAGAAGAUUCAGUAUACCCUUGUAAAGUGUUACAUCCAUGUGCUACAUCCAUGUUAUGUGUUUUGUUGUUUUCUGGCUCGAUGUAGAAAUUACUAAUACUUUACAAUCUACACUGAACAAAAAUAUAAGUGAAACAUGUAAAGUGUUGGUCCCAUGUUUCAUGAGCUGAAAUAAAAAAUCCCAGAAAUGUUC